GCAUUGUGUAGAUCCCUAUCUGUUUUCUCUCUCUCCGAAGCAGAGAGCAGAGACGAGCCUCCAUUUCUGCAAGCCCAAAAUCCUUUCCUUCUUUUCUUCUUCUUUUUCAAAAUUGUGAAAUGAAAAAUUAAACCCUAGAAUUCGAAGCCGGCGAUUUGAUUUGAUUCGAGUCCUUGGACAAUGCUUUGAGCUUUCAGGAAUCGGAAAUCAAAAUUUUUCUUUAGCAGAUUUCUCUCUGUGUUUGGGGAGGCUUAAGGAUGGGUCUCUGCAACUCCAAAUCCUCCCCAAACCCUAACACUGUUGCAUCUUCUCCGCCUGACAGUAGAAUCGCCGCUGUUCGAGCUAAUGAUAACUCUAUCCCGCCCAAGAAUGCGCCUAAACCAGAUUUGGCCGCGGGAAAUGGACGGGAAAACCCUGUCAAUGAGGAUCACAACGAGGAAGAGAAGGAGAAAACCGGAAAGGAUGAGAAAACGGUAUUAGAUAGUGUUAAGAAAUCGCCGUUUUUCCAGUUUUAUAGUCCCAGUCCUGCGCACUAUUUCUUCUCCAAGAAGUCGUCGCCGUCCGGGUCUCCGGCAAGGAAUGCGGCCAGCGCGAACUCCACUCCUAAGAGGUUCUUCAAGAGGCCAUUCCCCCCGCCGUCCCCUGCGAAGCAUAUACGCGCUGUAUUGGCACGGAGGCAUGGCUCGGUUAAGCCGAAUGAGGCAGCAAUUCCGGAGGGGAGCGAGGCGGAGGGGACCGGGCUCGAUAAGAGCUUUGGAUUUUCCAAGCAUUUUGGAAGCAAGUACGAGCUGGGAGACGAGGUUGGGAGAGGACACUUUGGGUACACUUGUCAGGCCAAGUUUAAGAAGGGCGAGCUUAGAGGGCAGCAGGUUGCCGUCAAAGUCAUCCCCAAAACGAAGAUGACUACAGCUAUUGCCAUUGAAGAUGUGAGAAGGGAGGUCAAGAUAUUACGAGCAUUAACUGGACAUAACAAUCUAGUACAAUUUUAUGAUGCAUACGAAGACCAUGAUAAUGUCUAUAUAGUGAUGGAGCUAUGUGAAGGAGGGGAACUCUUGGAUAGAAUACUUUCAAGGGGUGGAAAAUAUACAGAGGAUGAUGCAAAAGCCGUCCUAGUACAGAUAUUAAAUGUUGUUGCUUUUUGUCACCUUCAGGGUGUGGUGCACCGAGAUCUUAAACCUGAGAAUUUCCUCUUCACGUCGAAGGAUGAAAACUCGCAAUUGAAGGCCAUAGAUUUUGGCUUGUCAGAUUUUGUUAGGCCAGAUGAAAGACUGAAUGACAUUGUUGGUAGUGCGUACUAUGUAGCACCUGAGGUUCUACAUAGAUCAUAUGGUACGGAGGCUGAUAUCUGGAGUAUAGGUGUGAUUGCUUAUAUUCUUUUGUGUGGCAGCCGCCCUUUUUGGGCCCGGACAGAAUCUGGUAUCUUUCGGGCUGUUCUAAAAGCUGAUCCAAGUUUUGAUGAGGUGCCUUGGCCUUCUCUAUCUUUUGAGGCAAAAGACUUUGUCAAGCGCCUAUUAAAUAAAGACCAAAGAAAAAGAUUGAGUGCUGCCCAAGCCCUAUGUCAUCCCUGGAUUAGAAGUUCUAACGAGCUUGAUGUGCCUUUGGAUAUUCUAAUAUUCAAACUCAUGAAGGCUUAUAUGCGUUCGUCAUCUCUUCGGAAAGCUGCUUUAAGGGCUCUAUCUAAAACAUUGACGGUUGACGAGUUAUAUUAUUUGAAGGAGCAGUUUACACUGUUGGAACCAAACAAAAAUGGCACUAUAAGCUUAGAAAAUAUCAAAAAGGCCUUGAUGAAAAAUGCAACCCAUGCAAUGAGGGACUCACGCAUCCCUGAUUUUCUAGCAUCUCUUAAUGCUCUUCAAUACAGAAGGAUGGAUUUUGAGGAAUUUUGUGUGGCUGCAUUAAGUGUCCAUCAAUUAGAGGCUGCCGAUAGAUGGGAGCAACAUGCUCGUUGUGCCUAUGAACUUUUUGAGAAGGAUGGUAACAGGGCCAUUAUGAUUGAGGAGCUGGCAUCGGAGCUCGGACUUAGCCCUUCCGUCCCUGUACAUGCUGUUCUCCACGAUUGGAUCAGGCAUACCGAUGGAAAAUUGAGUUUCCUUGGCUUUGUAAAAUUAUUGCACGGCGUGUCUAGCCGGAACUUUGCAAAAGCUCAAUAGAAACUUCUAAGCUGAUGCAGAAACUCCAAAAGACUUGGUGGAUGUCCUCAAGCUAUGUAUUGGCCAAUAAAAAACAGAGCAAGGGACACUUUAAACCUGAUUUUCAGGCCUGAAUUUGAAGGUCUAAUCUACUGCCUCUGCAACCAUGGUGCAGUAAACCGAGUUUGGACAAGUUUUCUCGGUGGCACCACCUUGUAUAACCCGAAGGACCAUGGUGCUCGUGUUCCUUUUUUCGCAAUCAAAAGCUUUAGGCAUUUUAAAGAUUUUUCAUCGCUGUAAAGCUGUGUAGUUAAGUGUGUUUAGUUGCAGGUGAGAGGUUAUUUCUCAAACUGGUGGGCGGACACUUGAUGUUCUUAACAUAAUGGACUGUUGCUGAGAGGUCCGUGAUUGAAUUGUUUCA
Molecule: messenger RNA, 2550 nt
Organism: Manihot esculenta (cassava)
Lineage: Eukaryota; Viridiplantae; Streptophyta; Magnoliopsida; Malpighiales; Euphorbiaceae
Product: CDPK-related kinase 5
Exons: 11
Coding region: 258-2150 (630 amino acids)
Biological process (GO): peptidyl-serine phosphorylation; protein autophosphorylation; intracellular signal transduction
Cellular component (GO): cytoplasm; nucleus
Molecular function (GO): ATP binding; calmodulin binding; calcium/calmodulin-dependent protein kinase activity
Source: RefSeq, a predicted model, not a curated record